UUACAGAGAAGUCGAGGAUAUGGUUCUGUAGACAGUUCUCAAGGCAACCUGAUCGAGAUUCUGACUCAAUGGCGAUUGACCAAGCUGCUGCUGCAUUUGCCAUUGUUGCGUCAAAAAGGCAAAGCUUCUCGGAACCUAACAGUGAAAUGUGGGAGGAAGCUCCACAUCAAUCUUCUCCGAUACGAACAGAGAGCAAAAGAAUUGGCUCUGUAUCAAUAAGGGAUUUGGAAGGAACAACAUACAACAACAAUGAUGAAUAUGAUGAAAACCCAGCUACAAAAGUUGUUGGUCCUGUCUCAUCAAUGAAAAGGACACCAACAUUUGCUGAUAAGCCUGCCUCAUCGAUGAAGAAAGCUCCAAAAUUUUCUGAAAACCCUGUUUCGUCCAUGAAAAGGGCACCAUCAUUCAUGGAGAAACCUGUUCUAUCCAUGGAACGAUUGCCAGCUACGGCCCAGUUGCAACUGAACAACAUGGAUGGUAAGAGGAAGGACAACAUCGAUGAAUCACAUGUUGAGCAGCCCUCCAAAAGACCUGAAAUUUCCUUAGCAAAACCCGAUGGAACUAUUAACCCUGCAAUCCCACCUUCUAAGCCUUCCAAAAGGACUGGGAAUAUUGGAGAGUCAGCAGCAGAUGCAUGGGAGAGGGUUGAAUUGGAGAAGCUGAAAGACAAGUAUGAGAAGGAAGAAGAACAGAUUGUCUCCUGGGAGAGUGAAAAGAAAGAAAAAGCUAAACAUCGACUUGACAAAACUGAGAGGGAACCUGAGAGGACAAGGUUGAAAGCAUUGGAAAGGUUUCAAAGUGACAUGGACACUGUCACUCAGAUUGCAGAAGCAGCCAGAGCAAAGAUAGCUAGGAAGCAGAAGAAGGAAGAGUUGAGAGUGAAAGAGAAAGCAGACAUAUAUAGAAGCACAGGCCAAAUUCCAAGAAGUACAUGUUUCUGCUUCUGAGUGUCAGCCGUUACAUGGCGCUUUGUUGGGUUGAGGUUGAAUUAAUAAAUGUAAAUAAAGUCUAAAUAAACACUUAUUUCAUGGUUGUAUAUACAUAUAUCCAUAGAUUGAAUCUUUGUAAGACUAAGUUCUUUGUGUUGAACAAUAUUGAUAAAGAAGCAAAAGAUCCAUUACAAGAAGAAUGAUGAUAAAGGUUAAUGUUUGCUGCCAAAAUAGGAAAAUUUAAAUCAAAGUCGGUGUAAGCAGCACCAGCCAUCAACUACACAAAAUAGAUCCUUGCAAGUAU
Linum tenue is the source of this 1233-nucleotide messenger RNA. Lineage: Eukaryota; Viridiplantae; Streptophyta; Magnoliopsida; Malpighiales; Linaceae. The record is from the annotation of a GenBank genome assembly.